AUGUUCGCCCUCACCGCCCUGAUUGCUCUCCUCUCCGCCUCGGCCGCACGCGCCGCCGUGACCCCCACAUCGCCCGAAUCCGCCACUGUCGUGCGAGUGGGCGGACAGAUGAAUGCGCUGUGGGCGGCGGAUACAACGGGGACGUGGACGGACAUGACGGUCCAGCUUAUGACUGGGGAUAAUUUGCAGAUGAUCCCCCUCUCCACCCUCUCGACCGGAAUCGACGGUACAAAGGACACAUCGCACAGCUGGACUGUGCCCAAUGUCUCGCCUACCUCCAAGAUCUACUUCCUCCAAUUCACCCGUACCGGCGACCCCUCCUCCGCGCAGUGGACCACCCGGUUCACCAUCGCCUCCGCUGACGGAACCACCACCCCUCCUACGAACAGCACGACCUACACCCCCGCCCAGGGUCCCGUUCAAUGGGGUAUCGGCGCCGUCGUUGGCGGCUCCGGGGCAGCCUCUAUGCCAUCCUCCAACUCCACCUCCCCCUCCGCAUCCGCAGCCGCCGGCGUCGCAUCAGGCGGCGUACCCGUCGUCCUCUCUUCCUCUACUUUUGCUACCGUCCCGCCGCCCAUCUCGUCCUCCUCCUCUUCGGCGUCCUCGACAACCAGCUCGAGCUCCAGCUCACGGUCCGCCUCGGCAAGCGUCAGCUCGGCGAAUGCCGCGGCGUCCAGCUCGAAGGCUGCUGCGGGCAAGUUGGAGGUCGGUGGGGUUAUGGGGAUGGUGCUGGCGAUGAUUGGUGCGGCUGUUGUUGCUGCAUAA
Messenger RNA from Dioszegia hungarica, 765 nucleotides. RefSeq lists its product as uncharacterized. The transcript has 3 exons. Bases 1 to 765 code for a protein of 254 amino acids. Lineage: Eukaryota; Fungi; Basidiomycota; Tremellomycetes; Tremellales; Bulleribasidiaceae. The record is from RefSeq and is a predicted model, not a curated record.